GUUACAAGACACAAACAUUUCUUUCAUUAGCCAAAGAUAGUGUAAUACAUUUAAGCAUCAAAGAUGACUUCAUUGAACAUGGUCACAAAGCUGAAGGGAACUGUGGUUUUGAUGAAAAAGAAUGCAUUGAACUACAAAGUUAUUGGUGGUAAUACUGUUGUUGAGAAUGAAGGUGAUACCGUUCGUCCUACCUUGUUGGACACUUCUGUGGGUUUCAAGUUGAUUAGUGCUUCCAAAGCUGAUGCUACUGGAAAAGGAAAAGUGGGAAAGGAAACGUUUAUGGAUGGUUUUGUUACUUCCAUACCAAAUUUGGGAGACAUACAAAAUGCUUUCAGUAUUCAUUUUGAAUGGGAUCCCAAUCACAUGGGAAUUCCAGGAGCUUUCUAUGUUAAGAAUUUUACGCAAGAUGAAAUCUUCCUUGUGAGUUUGACCCUUGAAGAUGUUGAAAGCCAUGAAACCACAAACUUUAUUUGCAACUCAUGGAUUUACAAUGCUGAAAAGUACCAAACUGAACGCAUUUUCUUUGCCAACAAGGCAUACCUUCUAAGGGAAACACCAGCUCCAUUACUGUACUACAGACAAGAAGAAUUGAAUACUUUAAGAGGAGAUGGAACUGGAGAGCGUAAGGAAUGGGACAGAAUAUAUGAUUAUGAUGUCUACAAUGAUUUGGGUCAACCAGACCAAAAUCCUUGCUUGUAUCGUCCAGUUCUUGGGGGAUCAACUGCCUUGCCUUACCCUCGAAGGGGAAGAACUGGCAGAAAACACCUCGAGAAAUAUCCAGAGACUGAGAGUCGGAGUAACUAUUUUUACAUUCCAAGAGAUGAAUUAAUUAUCCCUCCGAAAUCGUCAGACUUUGUUGUUAACACCAUCAAAUCAAUAUCUCAAUAUGAGACACCUCAAUUAAGAUCGCUAGUAAGAUUACAAAAUGAUCAAGUAGAGUUUAACUCCUUUGAUGACGUGCUCUCGCUUUUCGCUGGUGAACAUCCAAAGUUUUCAACACCACUAGUGAUUCAAGAGGAUCGCACUGCAUGGAUGACUGAUGAGGAAUUUGCAAGGGAGAUGAUUGCUGGUGUGAAUCCAAACGUCAUCAAAAAAGUUGGGAAUACAACCACAAUAAACAAAAAACACUUCGAGCCAUACAUGCAGGAUGGAGUCAGUGUAGAACAGACUAUCAAGGACCUUAGAUUAUACGUAGUUGAUUACCAAGAUGCAAUCUUACCAUAUUUGAGGAAAGUAAAUGCAAAUGGCGCCGCAAAGGCCUAUGCCUCAACGACCCUUCUCUCUUUGCAAGAUGAUGGAACUUUGAAGCCAAUAUCCAUUGAACUACAUGUGCCACAUCCUGCUGGUGAUGGUACUGUUACUACUAUUUACACGCCUGCAAGUGAAGGUGUUGAUGCUUCAAUUUGGCACCUUGCCAAGGCUUACGCUGUUGUGAAUGACGCAUGCUAUCACCAACUUAUCAGCCACUGGUUGAACACUCAUGCUGUUGUUGAGCCAUUCAUCAUAGCAACAAAUAGGCAUCUUAGUGUGGUUCACCCUAUUCAUAAACUUUUACUUCCACACUAUCGUAACACAAUGAACAUAAAUGCCAAUGCGCGAGAUACCUUGAUCAAAGCAGGGGGUAUUAUAGAGUCAACAUACUUGUUUGGAAGUUAUUCAAUGGAAUUGUCUUCUGAAGUUUACAAGGAUUGGGUUUUCCAAGAUCAAGGACUACCUAAUGAUCUAAUCAAAAGAGGUGUGGCUGUUAAGGAUCCAAAAUCUCCACAUGGUCUGCGUCUUCUGAUAGAGGAUUAUCCAUAUGCUGUUGAUGGACUAGAGAUAUGGGCUGCUAUUAAGUCAUGGGUUGAUGAAUAUGUCAAUUUCUACUACAAGUCAGAUAAAGAUGUUAAAGAUGAUGAGGAACUCAAAGCAUUUUGGAAAGAACUUGUAGAAGUGGGUCAUGGUGACUCGAAGACUGAUAAGUGGGUUAAAUUGGAAACUCGUACAGAGUUGAUUGAAACUUGCACCACCCUCAUAUGGAUUGCUUCAGCACUUCAUGCAGCUGUUAAUUUUGGACAAUAUCCGUACGGUGGAUACAUUGUUAACCGACCAACUAAAAGCAGAAGAUUCAUGCCUGAGAAAGGAACCCCUGAGUAUGACGAGCUUGCUAAGGAUUACGAGAAGGCUUAUUUGAGAACAAUCACACCAAAAACGGAUACCGUUGUGAACAUAUCUGUUAUGGAGCAAUUGUCAACACAUGUUUCUGAUGAGCAAUACAUUGGACACAGAAUCGAAGGUGAUCUUUGGACUUACGAUUCAGAGCCAGUAGAGGCCUUCAAGAAGUUUGGAAAGAAGUUGGCUGAAAUUGAGCAAAAGCUCAUUGAAAGGAACAACGAUGAAUCAUUGAGAAACAGGAAUGGGCCAGUGAAGAUGCCAUACACUGUGCUCUAUCCUUCAAGUGAGCCAGGAUUGACUUUCAGAGGCAUUCCCAACAGUGUCUCCAUCUAGAAAAUGUCAUGGUUGUUUUGUUGUUUCUUGCUUUGAAUAAAAGAUGAGAAGGAAUCCAUUUCCCUCAUAUUUCCCUUUGUAUGGUCAUGUUUUUAUGCAAUGUUUGUUUGAUUGUUAUCAUUUUCAUUAAUAAACACUACUAUGAUUGUACCUUUUA
This is a messenger RNA of Medicago truncatula (barrel medic), 2644 nucleotides long. RefSeq names its product linoleate 9S-lipoxygenase. Gene Ontology annotation, molecular function: oxidoreductase activity, acting on single donors with incorporation of molecular oxygen, incorporation of two atoms of oxygen; protein binding; metal ion binding. Lineage: Eukaryota; Viridiplantae; Streptophyta; Magnoliopsida; Fabales; Fabaceae. The transcript is spliced from 9 exons. Gene Ontology annotation, biological process: lipid oxidation. The record is from RefSeq and is a predicted model, not a curated record. Bases 64 to 2487 code for a protein of 807 amino acids.